AUGGGAAAUUGCUAGUAGUGUGAUAACUCAGAUACUAUACAGAAUCAAGAAAUUUAGACAUCUAAAACUACAAAAUCAUAACCAAAAUUGAAAAUCAAUAAUAAUGACCUUAAAGGUAUAAUUUAAAUAUAAGCAAACUUUCGAGGCUUUAUAACAAGAAAGUAUAAAUGUAAUAUUGAUAUAGAAAAUAUAAAUUUUAAUAAUGUGGAUCAAUAGCAUAAAAAUAUAGUGCUUAAAUUAAGCGAUAAAAGAGUUCACAAAAUGAUGCAGUUAUUUCUGACUGUUCUCAAAUUCAUAUUUAAUAAGUACAAUUACUACAAAAGAAGUAAUCUUAACAUGAUUAAGAUGAUCAUCGAUAAUUUUAUAAUGGUGAAGUGAAUAUUAAUAUCAAUAAAGAUGAAGAUGCUAGUUCAUAUUCUGAAGUGAGAAGUAAACAUCUAAUUAGUUUUUAAAUGAAUGAAUUAUGUUUUAUACCUUUACAUAAGAAAGAUUAAGUAAAAGUUUAAAAUGAAGAAAUAUAAAAGUUAUCAAUUUUACAAUUAAAAAAUGGAUCAUAUUAUGAGGGAUAAUGGAAAAAAGGAAUGGUUCAUGGAUUUGGUAAAUAUUCAUUAUCAGAAACAUCUUUUUAUAUAGGAGAAUGGUUUGAGAAUAAAGCAAAUGGAUUUGGUACAUUUUAACAUUCGAAUGGUGAUUUAUAUAUAGGGAUAUGGAAAGAUGGUACAGCAAAUGGUAAUGGGAAAUAUUCAUUUGCAGAUGGAACUUAUUAUGAAGGUGAAUGGUAGAAUGAUUUACCAAAUGGAUUAGGUAAACAAACAUAUGGAGGAGGAUGGAUUUAUGAGGGUAAAUGUUAAUUUAUAUUUUAAAGCUAGGAAGCUUUUAAGCUGGUUUUAAAAGUGGGUUUGGUUAAUUGAUAUAUCCUGAUGGAUCAAUAUAUGCUGGUAAAUUUGAAAAAGAUUUAAUGAAUGGUUAAGGGAUUUUGAAAUUUCCAGAUGGUAGAUUAUAUGAUGGAGAAUGGAAAAAUGCUAUGAAAAAUGGUAAUGGAUUAUUUCGAUGGCCAGAUGGUAGAACAUAUGAAGGAUAAUUUGUUAAUGAUUAAAGAGAAGGAUAUGGUACUUUAUAAUGGCCAAACGGAUAAAAAUAUCGUGGUUUAUGGAAAGAAGGACUUUAAAAUGGAAAUGGAUUAAUUAUUAAAUCUAAUGGUGUUACAUUUAGAGGUAGAUGGAUGAAAGGAAAACUUAUAGCAACAAAGCUCACUAUUAAUACUCCACUUAAAGUUAUUAAAAAUGAAUUAAAAAAUGAUAUUUUUUGA
Paramecium sonneborni is the source of this 1309-nucleotide messenger RNA. Lineage: Eukaryota; Ciliophora; Oligohymenophorea; Peniculida; Parameciidae. The record is from the annotation of a GenBank genome assembly.